Molecule: messenger RNA, 3589 nt
Organism: Nasonia vitripennis (jewel wasp)
Lineage: Eukaryota; Metazoa; Arthropoda; Insecta; Hymenoptera; Pteromalidae
Product: cytosolic 10-formyltetrahydrofolate dehydrogenase
Exons: 9
Coding region: 381-3089 (902 amino acids)
Biological process (GO): biosynthetic process; one-carbon metabolic process; 10-formyltetrahydrofolate catabolic process
Cellular component (GO): cytoplasm
Molecular function (GO): formyltetrahydrofolate dehydrogenase activity; aldehyde dehydrogenase (NAD+) activity
Source: RefSeq, a predicted model, not a curated record
CAAGAAAGGCUAGUAGUGUCAGUAAACCCGAAGAGCCGGUUUCUUCUCUCCCCGUCGAUCAUACGCUCAGCUGCCGUUUUGUAUACACACAUGUAUAUAUACAUGCGCAUAUAACGCAUACAACGGAUAGUAGAGUGCUCUCAACGGCGGCGACGACGACGACGCCGACAACCGCUGCUUUCGCCGGCCCCCCGAUGCACACACUGCGCCGCUCAAAUUCCUUUCAAACUUCAAACGCGAGUUUCUCCUCCAGUGCGACGUUGCGCGGGUUAUCGUACGGAGCUCCGGAAGUAUAUAUUCUGCCCCGAUCACAGGGAGAGAGAGAGAGCUGAUCUUUUGGAUUUUCCAGCUUCGAGGAUUCGUCUUGUGAAAAGCCGACAAUGAGGAAGUUAAAGGUUGCCAUUAUCGGCCAAAGCAACUUCGCGGCUGAGGUCUACAAGUCAUUGAAAAGGGACGGACACGAGGUCACCGGAGUUUUCACGAUACCGGACAAGGUCAAUCGCGAGGAUCCACUGGCGAUAACAGCGAAGGCCGAUGGCACUCCGGUCUUCAAGAUCAAGGCCUGGCGCAGCAAGGGUCUACCUCUGCCGGAGGUCCUCGACCUCUACAAGAGCAUCGAGGUCGACCUGAACGUGUUGCCCUUUUGCACCCAAUUCAUACCCAUGGAAGUGAUCAACCAUCCCAAGCAUCGGAGCAUCUGCUACCAUCCGUCGAUUCUGCCAAGGCAUCGUGGCGCGAGUGCCAUCAGCUGGACUCUGAUCGAAGGCGACGAGGUGGCCGGUUUCUCGGUCUUCUGGGCUGACGACGGCCUGGACACCGGACCGAUCCUCCUCCAACGCAGCUGUCCCGUGAAGCCCAACGAUACUCUGGACAGUCUGUACAACGGGUUCAUGUACCCGGAGGGUAUCAAGGCGAUGGCCGAGGCAGUGAACCUCGUGGCUAAGGGUACAGCGCCGUGCGUACCUCAGACCGAGGAAGGCGCGACCUACGACGCUAUGCUGAACAAAAAGGAACUGCAGAGGCUCGACUGGAAGGGAAAAAGUGCCAAGCAGGCGCACGAUUUUAUCAGGGCUUUGGACUCGACACCAGGUGCUUGGACGCUUAUCGACGGCGAGGAGGCGAGGUUGUACGGCAGCAGUUUGUGGAAAGGAAACGAGACAAUACCCUCGGGAACAGCAGUGGACAUCGACGGCCGGCCAGCUGUGGUUCACGAGACGGGUCUGCUGAUGCAGGCAGAGGACGGAAACUGGCUGAACGUCGAGGUUCUGAAAAUCGGUACGCGUACGAUAAGCGCAAGCAAGUACGGCCAGGCUCAGAGCAACGGCACCUGUCUCGAGUUCACGGAGGAGGAGCGACAAGCUGUCGAGACCAUCCGUAAAAUCUGGCAAAGCAUACUGCGCCGGGAUAUCGACGACGAUACCGAUUUCUUCGCUUGUGGUGCCGGCAGCAUGGACGUCGUCCGUCUGGUCGAGGAGAUGAAGGACAGCCUGGACAUUCACUUGCAGAACACCGACGUGUUCAUGGCGCCGGUUUUCAUGGAACUGGUAAACUCGGCGAUACUGGCCAAACGCGGAGCAAGCGCCAGCCAGAACAUCGCCUACGAGGCGGUCGUGCUCCAAGCGAACAACAUGGACCUGAGCUUCCCGAGACAGCUGUUCGUCAACGGCAAGUUCGUCAACGGUCGUGGAAAGCCGAUCGUCUCGGUUAACCCGCACGACGAGAGCGUCAUCUGCUCGGUGGAAAGCGCCUCGAUCGAGGAUGUCGACGAGGCGGUCAAGGCGGCCAAGAAGGCUUUCGAGGAGGGAGAGUGGAGCAAGAUCAGCGCGAGAGAACGAGGCGCUCUGCUUUUCAAGCUAGCCGACCUGAUGGAGCAGCACAAGGAGGAGCUAGCCACCCUGGAGAGUCUCGACUCCGGCGCGGUGUACACCCUGGCCUUGAAAACCCACGUGGGCAUGUCGAUCGAGACAUGGCGCUACUUCGCCGGCUGGUGCGACAAGAUUCAAGGGGCUACCGUACCGAUCUCUCACGCCCGGCCGAAUCGGAACCUGACGAUGACGCGGAAGGAACCGAUCGGAGUCUGCGGCCUUGUCACGCCCUGGAACUACCCGCUGAUGAUGCUCUCCUGGAAGAUGGCUGCUUGUCUGGCGGCUGGAAACACUGUUGUCAUGAAACCUGCUCAGACCUCAGCACUGACGGCGCUCAAGUUUGCCGAGCUGUCCGCCAAGGCCGGCAUUCCACCAGGUGUGAUAAACAUCGUUCCCGGAAGCGGUUCGAUCACCGGGAACGCCAUCGUCAAUCACCACCUCGUGAGAAAGCUCGGAUUCACAGGAUCGACGGAAAUCGGCCAGAUGAUAAUGCGAUCGUGCGCCGACAGUAAUCUGAAGAAAGUCUCGCUCGAACUCGGCGGAAAGAGUCCACUGGUGAUAUUCGAAGACGCCGACAUGCAACAAGCCGUCAGACUUGCAAUGAGCAGUGUCUUCUUCAAUAAAGGAGAGAACUGCAUUGCUGCCGGUCGAAUCUUCGUGGAAGAGCGCAUCCUCGACGAGUUCCUGGAUCGCGUGGUCGCCGAGACGAAGAAGAUCGCGAUCGGCGACCCCUUGAACCGUGGCACCUCCCACGGACCCCAGAACCACAAGGCCCACCUCGACAAACUCCUGGAAUUCGUCGAGAAGGGAGUGAAGGAAGGCGCGCGUCUGGUGUACGGUGGCCGCAGACUCGACAGGCCCGGUUUCUACUUCGAGCCCACGAUCUUCGCCGACGUUCGCGACGGCGGCUUCCUAGCGACCGAGGAGUCCUUCGGACCCAUCAUGAUCGUCUCGAGCUUCAGCUCCAACGACCUGGACAAGGUAAUCGCCAGGGCUAACGCGACCGAGUACGGACUUGCUUCUGGAGUUCUGACCAAGGACAUCAGCCGAGCGUUGAGGUUCGCGGAGAAGAUCGACGCCGGUACGGUGUUCGUUAACACUUACAAUAAGACCGACGUGGCUGCGCCGUUUGGAGGGUUCAAGAGGUCUGGAUUCGGAAAGGAUCUGGGACAGGAGGCGCUUAACGAGUAUCUGAAGACCAAGACUAUCACUAUCGAGUACUGAACGAUAUUGGGUUUUACAACGUGAUGAUAGAUUUAUUCGAGGAAAGCGGUCUGUUGGUGGGAUUUAAUAUUUUUAAAAAAGUUCUGGCAGCUAUUGAAUAGUUGAUUGGAAUGUAUAUUUUUAUAUUAAUAAAUUUUACCUUACAAUCAUUAUGUUAUAAAUGUGCGGAGAAUCGGGCAUAAAAUAGAGUCGAAAUCAUCGUAAAAGAAGGUGAAGAUAGGAUUUCUUCAUUCUAUGUAUUGUAUAUAUGCCUCAGUGUUCGUGUAGUUAAUUCGUAUGUUGCUGAAAUUCACGUGUACUAUAUUCAUUAAACAUACAGCAGGAAAAGCGGUCAAUUUUUAUAUAAAAAUGUGAAAUAUAGGUCGGUUGUUUAUACCGAAAUCUCAUCUAUACGUUAUCAUAGAUAAUUGGUUGAGAACUCAUUCAUAUUAUUUUCGUUACCAUAUUAAAAGUGUAAAAGCGUAUUAAAUAAAGAUCUGAAAAAUUCUAUUAAUAAUAAA